Austrofundulus limnaeus is the source of this 454-nucleotide messenger RNA. RefSeq names its product homeodomain-interacting protein kinase 2. Gene Ontology annotation, biological process: intrinsic apoptotic signaling pathway in response to DNA damage by p53 class mediator; smoothened signaling pathway; peptidyl-threonine phosphorylation. Gene Ontology annotation, cellular component: nucleus; cytoplasm; PML body. NCBI's taxonomy places the organism in Eukaryota, Metazoa, Chordata, Actinopteri, Cyprinodontiformes, Rivulidae. Gene Ontology annotation, molecular function: SMAD binding; ATP binding; protein tyrosine kinase activity. The record is from RefSeq and is a predicted model, not a curated record.
AAAUGGCUCACAGUGACAUUAAACUUGACAAUUUAAUGUUAGUUGAUCACACGUCUACGCCCUUCAAAGUGAAAUUAAUUGAUUUUGGGCUUACUCGUUUCACAUCAGAUUUAUAUGAAUCAGUUAAAUUACAGGCUCUAGGUUACAGAGCCCCUGAAGUCUUCCUGGGAUUGUUACCGAAUGAGGCUGUGGACAUAUGGGGACUUGGUAUCUCUUUAGGGGAGCUUUAUCUUGGGCAGAUGAUGCUUUCAGGUAUAAAUGAACUCGAGAUUUUAAGUUCAAUUGUUAAUCUCCUCGGUCAGCCAGACAAAUUUGUACUUGACAGAGCCUGCAGAGCCACACAUUACUUUACACUUUACGAGACAGACUCUGAAAUUACCUGGAAAAUUAAGCCAGUGAGAAUAUACCAACGAAAGUCUGGUGAGAGGAAAGAAACAAAUAGCAAGUUAAAAUC